Molecule: messenger RNA, 7545 nt
Organism: Fukomys damarensis (Damara mole-rat)
Lineage: Eukaryota; Metazoa; Chordata; Mammalia; Rodentia; Bathyergidae
Product: phospholipid-transporting ATPase IB
Exons: 37
Coding region: 278-3724 (1148 amino acids)
Biological process (GO): neuron development; phospholipid translocation
Cellular component (GO): plasma membrane
Molecular function (GO): ATP hydrolysis activity; ATPase-coupled intramembrane lipid carrier activity; magnesium ion binding
Source: RefSeq, a predicted model, not a curated record
GAUAUCGGGUUAGAAUUCUACCAGGCUGUGCGGGUAGCGGGCAGGGGCUGCAGUUCCAGGACUCCUGAGCUCCACGAGGCGCAUUAGAUACUGGAAAUAGCUGCUCAGUGAAGAGCCUAGGGAGAGGCUUCCAGGGGUGCUCACGGAUAAACAGAAACUGGGAAAGAAUGCAAGUCGGGAGGCCCCAACAGUCCCAAGGCCUCCACUAGCAUCCUAUGACAAGUGACAGGCAGGACCCGUUCGUUCUUCUGCAGGCUACAAGAAGGCAGAGGAUGAGAUGUCCCGGGCCACGUCUGUUGGAGACCAGCUGGAGGCACCGGCCCGCACCAUUUACCUCAACCAACCGCAUCUCAACAAAUUCCGCGACAACCAGAUCAGUACAGCCAAGUACAGCGUGUUGACAUUUCUACCUCGAUUCUUGUACGAGCAGAUUAGAAGAGCUGCUAAUGCCUUCUUCCUCUUCAUUGCCUUAUUACAGCAAAUUCCAGAUGUAUCUCCAACAGGAAGAUAUACCACCCUGGUGCCGUUGAUCAUUAUUUUAACAAUUGCAGGCAUCAAAGAGAUCGUAGAAGAUUUUAAACGACAUAAGGCAGACAAUGCAGUUAACAAAAAGAAAACAAUAGUGUUAAGAAAUGGUAUGUGGCAUACCAUUGUGUGGAAAGAGGUGGCAGUAGGAGACAUCGUGAAAGUCCUCAAUGGGCAGUAUCUUCCAGCAGACAUGGUCCUGUUCUCUUCCAGUGAACCUCAGGCAAUGUGUUACAUUGAAACAGCUAAUCUAGAUGGGGAAACGAACCUUAAGAUACGUCAGGGCUUGAGCCACACUGCUGACAUGCAGACGAGGGAGGUGCUGAUGAAGUUGUCUGGAACUAUAGAAUGUGAAGGGCCCAAUCGUCACCUCUAUGACUUCACUGGGACCUUGAACUUGGAUGGGAAAAGCCCUGUUCCCCUUGGGCCUGACCAGAUCUUAUUAAGAGGUACACAGCUUAGAAAUACUCAGUGGGUCUUUGGCAUAGUUGUUUAUACUGGACACGACACCAAACUCAUGCAGAAUUCGACCAAAGCACCUCUCAAGAGAUCGAAUGUUGAGAAAGUAACCAACGUGCAGAUUCUGGUGUUGUUUGGCAUCCUCUUGGUCAUGGCCCUAGUGAGCUCCGUGGGGGCCCUGUACUGGAACAGGUCUCACGGUGGAAAGAACUGGUACAUCAAGAAGAUGGACACAAGCUCGGAUAAUUUUGGAUACAACCUGUUGACGUUCAUCAUCUUAUACAACAAUCUUAUUCCCAUCAGUCUGCUGGUGACUCUUGAGGUUGUGAAAUACACACAAGCUCUCUUCAUCAACUGGGACACAGAUAUGUAUUAUAUAGAAAAUGACACUCCCGCAAUGGCCAGAACAUCAAACCUUAAUGAAGAACUCGGGCAGGUAAAGUAUCUGUUUUCUGACAAGACUGGAACUCUGACAUGCAAUAUCAUGAACUUCAAAAAGUGUAGCAUAGCAGGAGUAACCUAUGGGCAUUUCCCAGAACUAACUAGAGAGCCAUCCUCAGAUGACUUCUCUCGGAUGCCUCCUCCCCCUAGUGAUUCUUGUGACUUUAAUGAUCCCCGGCUGCUGAAAAAUAUUGAAGAUCACCAUCCUACAGCCCCCUGCAUACAGGAGUUCCUCACCCUGCUGGCUGUGUGCCACACUGUCGUUCCCGAGAAGGAUGGAGAGGAGAUCAUCUACCAGGCUUCCUCCCCAGAUGAAGCUGCUUUGGUGAAAGGAGCUAAGAAGCUGGGCUUCGUCUUCACAGCCAGAACACCGUACUCUGUCAUCAUAGAAGCGAUGGGACAGGAACAGACAUUUGGAAUCCUCAAUGUCUUGGAAUUUUCCAGUGACAGAAAAAGGAUGUCUGUAAUUGUCCGAACUCCUUCAGGACAACUUCGACUGUACUGUAAAGGGGCUGAUAAUGUAAUUUUUGAAAGGCUUUCAAAAGAUUCAAAGUACAUGGAGGAAACGUUAUGCCAUCUGGAAUAUUUUGCCACAGAAGGCUUGCGGACUCUCUGUGUGGCCUAUGCUGAUCUCUCUGAAGCUGAUUAUGAGGAGUGGCUGAAAGUCUAUCAAGAAGCCAGCAUCAUAUUGAAAGACAGAGCUCAAAGGUUGGAAGAGUGUUAUGAGAUUAUUGAGAAGAAUUUACUAUUACUUGGAGCCACAGCCAUAGAAGACCGCCUUCAGGCUGGUGUUCCAGAAACCAUAGCAACUCUAUUGAAGGCAGAAAUUAAGAUAUGGGUGUUGACAGGAGACAAACAAGAAACUGCAAUUAACAUAGGGUAUUCCUGCCGAUUGGUGUCACAAAACAUGGCCCUUAUCCUACUGAAGGAGGAUUCUUUGGAUGCAACAAGAGCAGCCAUCACUCAGCACUGCACUGACCUCGGGAAUCUGCUGGGCAAGGAAAAUGAUGUGGCUCUCAUCAUCGACGGCCACACCCUGAAGUACGCGCUGUCCUUCGAGGUCCGCAGGAGCUUCCUGGACUUGGCGCUGUCCUGUAAAGCGGUCAUUUGCUGCAGAGUGUCUCCUCUGCAGAAGUCUGAGAUAGUGGACGUAGUGAAGAAGCGGGUGAAGGCUAUCACUCUUGCUAUUGGGGAUGGUGCCAAUGACGUUGGGAUGAUCCAGACAGCCCAUGUGGGAGUAGGGAUCAGUGGCAAUGAGGGCAUGCAAGCCACCAACAACUCGGAUUACGCCAUUGCACAGUUUUCCUACUUGGAGAAGUUGCUGUUGGUUCAUGGAGCCUGGAGCUACAACCGGGUGACCAAGUGCAUAUUGUACUGUUUCUAUAAGAACGUGGUUCUCUACAUCAUUGAGCUUUGGUUCGCCUUUGUUAAUGGAUUUUCUGGGCAGAUUUUAUUUGAACGUUGGUGCAUCGGCUUGUACAAUGUGAUUUUCACUGCAUUGCCACCCUUCACUCUUGGAAUCUUUGAGCGGUCAUGCACUCAGGAGAGCAUGCUCAGGUUUCCACAGCUCUACAAAAUCACCCAGAAUGCUGAAGGCUUCAACACAAAGGUUUUCUGGGGUCACUGCAUCAAUGCCUUGGUCCACUCCCUCAUCCUCUUCUGGUUUCCCAUGAAAGCACUGGAACAUGAUGCUCCCUUGUCCAGUGGUCAUGCUACAGACUAUUUAUUUGUUGGAAAUAUUGUUUACACGUAUGUUGUGGUUACAGUUUGUCUGAAAGCUGGUUUGGAGACUACAGCUUGGACUAAAUUCAGUCACCUGGCCGUGUGGGGAAGCAUGCUGAUCUGGCUUGUGUUUUUUGGUGUCUACUCAACCAUCUGGCCCACCAUCCCCAUUGCUCCAGACAUGAAAGGGCAGGCAACUAUGGUCCUGAGCUCUGCACACUUCUGGUUGGGAUUAUUUCUGGUUCCUACUGCUUGUUUGAUGGAAGAUGUAGCGUGGAGAGCGGCCAAGCACACCUACAAAAAGACAUUGCUGGAGGAGGUGCAGGAGCUGGAAACCAAGUCCAGAGUGAUGGGGAAAGCAAUGCUGAGGGACAGUAAUGGAAAGAGGAUGAAUGAGCGCGACCGCCUCAUCAAGAGGCUCAGCAGAAAGACACCCCCAACCCUCUUCCGAGGCGGCUCCAUCCAGCAGUGUGUCUCACAUGGGUAUGCCUUUUCCCAAGAAGAACAUGGAGCUGUUACUCAGGAAGAAAUAGUUCGAGCUUAUGACACCACCAAAAAUAAGUCAAAGAAGAAAUAAGAUGCAACUUUUCCCAACUGCUCCAAGGGAAGAGAUGCUGUUUGUUUCAUCCAGUGUUAGCACUUCUUUGUCAGAAGAGACUGGUGUCCACAGCCAAAACAACCUGAAAACACAUUUCUGUGGCCUUAGCCAACCAGUUUGUUAGUUACAUAUUCCUUUGCAAGCCUGGAGCACAGACCACAGGGAAAGCCAUUUUUCCCUCCCUAUUUGUCUGAAGCGCUUGGCCUAAACUUUUGUUUACGUUGUUAUAAAGCAUUCAACUGUGCUCUUCGAGGUGUGAAAUUAAAAACACUAUGUUUCACCAAUAUUUAAACAUCAUUACUAGUUGUUCUGGGAGAAAGAGAAAGGAGUUUUAUGUUGCAUGAAAGAUCCAUCCUGUGUAAUUGGAUUGGGGCACACUUAUUUCCUGUUUGUUAACUCACAGAUUAGUUCCAAGGAGCAGCAAGAAAACCUCACGUUAGGCACGUUGUUUACUCCCUUGCGUUCAUUCCUGGCUUGUAUGAAGCGGCAUAAACCUCUUGAUUGCAGUGAAAUCACAAAAUUCUCUGGUUUGCUGGGGGUAAACUCGAGAACAUUUCUUUGGACCUCUGAGCCACAUUCCCAGGAAGAUCACUCAGCUGGUGCCCCAUGCAUUCUCCUGCACCUUUGUAGGUGCCAGCUGGCUGGCUGGUCCUUCCACUGUUGUCUGGGUGUUCCUUGUCCUCAGACCUCCGCCACGGGGCUUGGUGCACGCAGCUGGCGUGAAGCCCACCCUAAACUGCACUUUCCCUUGUUCCACUGCAGAUUCAGAUAUGGAUGCCAGAAAUCCCUUCUUCCACCACUCAUUUAAUUCUGUAACUAAAGAGGAGAAACACUGCUAUUUUACAUAUAUCCUAGACAUUUACCCCUUUCUGACAAGGGAUCCGAGGGCCAGGGUGGUGGCGGGACCCUUCUGCUCUGCUCUGCUUUGGCUGUGAGUACACAUCUCACAACCCUGAUCAUUGGGUCUUAGCAGCCACCUCAGAAUCCAUGCUUGUUUCUUAGGGGGUUCAGAGCACAUUCUGGAAUUUUACUGCUGAGAAACGAAUUUAUAACAUGCUUGCAAGUGAAAGGAGAUACCUGUCACUCUGUAGCUCUAGAAUCAGGAGGAGCAAACCCAGAGGGACAGCAGAGGGUCGUGAGACUGAGGAAGCUGACCACAGAGGUCCUCAGAGGCAAUGCAGUGUGCUCAGGAUUGGAGGCAGAUACAAAGAACAUUCCUGCCAAAUCUCUUCAGUAGAAACUCUCACACAGAGGCCCAGACAAUUGCCAUGAUCAGCCACCUACGGACAAGACCUUGCCACACACUUUUAGUGAAAAGAAUUCCAGGUAUCUCAAGGAAAUGUCCAUUUUUAGUACUUCUUUCCUUUCCUUUCCUUAUGCAGUCAGCUUUAUCACAGGCCUGUCCUGGGUUCUGAGACCGGGAAGGGAAGUACAAGUCACUGACUUCCCCCUGCCAUCCCCCAUUCAGAGCUGGAACGGAGCUCACAGGCAGGCAUGGGAGCACCUGGAGCCCUCAAUACCUGAACCUUAGAGGCAGAUCCCCUCCUUUUUGGUAACCCAACCAGAUUUUUUGAUGAUUUAAAUUCAUCUGGGCAACUUUUACUGGUUAAAAUGGCACAAUUCCUUGAAGAAUGGUGUGCUAACUUGGUAAAUAAAACAAUAGUGCACUCUGCUUCUUAACCCUUUAUUUUUGGAACAUCCACAACUUCCUGGAUUUUGCAAUAACAUAGAAUAUGAUUUGCACUCACAUAAGAAAACUAAUUCCCACUUGUGAGGUGACCAGGAUAGGAUACAGGGAGGACUGGAGAGCCACAAAAUAGAGCAGUUAUGGGGCUCAGAAAGUUUUCUUCCCUUCCUCUCCAAGGCAAACAAAACAUGUUUAAAUUCUAGAGCACCCAGCCAUUUGAAUCCCUAAAGACUCCCACACAGGGAUGAGGACAGGAGAUUAACACAACAAACCAAGGUGUGAUUAUUUAUUGCACGUGCAGAAAGGUAAUGGUCAAACUAAAGAAGAGAAAGGAAAAUUAGAAUUGAAAGUGCACUAGGCAUCUUGACAAUUUGGUUUCUUUCAUCUGGGAACAAAGCUGAUUUGGAAAGACCGAAUGAAAACUCAAUUCUUUGUCAAGCACUUAGCCCUUUCUUGAACUUGACUUUCAAAUCAGAUUUGUGGAGGAAAUGUGUUUGUGUUUAGAGAUUUUUUUUUUUUGCUUUUUAUUUUAUAUUUUAUAUUAAAGUACAGUGUGCAUUUUCUGGGAUUGAAGUACAUUUUCCUUUUCUUUGAGAAGUAGACUAAACAAUCGUCACGAUGAUGAGGUAUGUACACAAAAGAAAACAUUUCUAGAAGGGAUGCCUUUCUAUUUAUUCUCUCAUGUGAUUAAGCUUUUUUAUAGACAAAUGACUAAAUUGGGUUUCUAGGCAAGGCAGCUCUCAUGACGUGUGAUAUAUAAUAUUUAACCUGGGCCAGCGAGGGGCUAUGUCAUUUGUCCUAUCUUUAAAUUGAGGUCAGGGUGUCACACACAGCCCCUUCCCAGGGAGCAGAGUGGACUGGACUGGGUUGCGUAUCUGGCUGUCAGCUCAGUGGAAAUGUCGCGUGGGACUUAUCACACCCACACACAGUAAGUGACUGCCAGGACAGAAGGUCAGACUCAGUCAGCACUUCAGUGCCUGCCGGUGGGCUGGACUGAGUUAGAAGAACCCACCCAGGCAAACCUUUAAGCUGUAUGCAGACAGCUGGCUCUUGUUUGAGGCUGACUGCAAACAGCAAGACAGGUCAUUCUCUGAGUUUGGUUCUGGGUCCUGCCACACUAACACCCAUUCCCAUUGAUGGCUGUAGAAAACACGUUGUGGAGGGAGAAAGAGGGACCAGGAGAAGCUACCAAGUUUUGGCCCAGAAGUAUGAAUAAACACGAAUCGCUGCUCAGAGUGGGUUUUGUAGUAAUUUGGGGAGUGUAGCUGAUGUGUUUGUCCUGUCUCAAGGCAGAAUAUUCCAGAUUUUUUGACCAGCAUUAUUUUCUCUCAUCUCCCAAUGCACAUGUACACACACAAAAACAAAAACAUGACUUACUUGAAUCAGCGUACCACACAAAAUCUAUGUUUUGGAGAAAGUAAGUGGCAUUUCUUUAACAUUUGUCAAGAAAUACUUUAAAAAGUGAACUAGAACAGCAGAGCUUGGCGGAGAACUCUGUUGACAUUUUCUCUUUCUGGACAAGACUUCAGGAUUGCUAUAGGGAGCUGGCAGUGAAAACCAGCAAUAACUUAUCAAGAAGCAGUGAAUGAUGAAAAGAAAAUUGAUUCUAUGUAGCUAAUGUUUGAAAAUGUAUAUGGCCAUAUGGAUUACAGGAUUCACGUUUGAAUAUUUUUAAAAAGAAAAUUUUGACCUAUAAUCUGUUUGUUAUAACAAUGAUCUCCCCAUUUUUUUUAACCAUAAGUAAGAGAAUUUUCAGUCAGAUAUUCCUGUUCCUAAGGCUAUAUGUCUUAAAACAUAAGUAGAAUAUAAUGUUUGCAAAACUCUGCUGUAAGAUAAGGUAGUCUUUAGUUUUGAACCUGUGAAAGGACUGCACAGUUCAGUCAGGGUUUGGAUUACUGCCCAGGGUCAUUGUCACAAACCAAUUCAAGGAAUGAUUUAGCUUCACCAUUUGAAAUGUAGCCUGGGAUCCAUUAAAAAAAAAUUUUGCACAGGGAAGCUGGCUAAGCACAGCCUAAAAUAACAACUUGGCAAAGAAAUGAGUUUAUCAGGUAAAGUCAAAACAUGGUGUUGCCUGUCAAACUCAUUACAUUCUUCAUGCAAAUGUUUAAAUUAA